AUGGAAACGAGAAAAGUUACAGAGUGCACGCCCUCACCUGAGGAGGAAUUUCGAAGCGGUACUUCACUCAAAUACCCGGACGAGGAACGGACACGACAGCAGUUAACGUUGGCCUUUCCAUCCAUAGAUGCAGACGUUAUUGAGGAAAUGGCCUUCCUCGUUGGUAGGAAACGGUACACCAUUGAUAAGGUUGUAUAUAUGCUCCGCCUCAUUGAAGAGAGUAUGAAACUCGACAACCCCGCCAACAAGGGAUUAGUAAAUUCCGGGGAAAGUGAAGGUCAGGAGGUGCAAGUUCUCCAAGAGGGAACGGAUGACACUUCAACGGGUCACAGCUUACCUUUGCAGAGUUCACAACCACAAGAGGGGCUGGAUCAAACAACUAUGAAACAGCAGCGUGACUUACCCGAAGGGAAUCGAGGAGGUGUGGAAGAGCUGCAGCCAUUCAUGCUAUCGUAUUCCAAUUCACAUAGUGCAAACUUUGUUGGGGUGAAACUAUUCUUCACAAGUAUGACGGGUGAUCGUCGCAUUCGUGACCACUGUCGCCGGGCGGAGACGCUGUUGUACCUUAAGCGUAUCACGUACGAACCUGUGAAUGUUGCGGACAGUCCAACACUGCAACGAAAUUUGCGUGAGAUGUACGCGGCAUGCACAGGGAAAAGGGGUGCACCACCACUACCGGCACUGUUUGUUGGCACCAGUUAUGUAGGAAACUAUGAGGAGAUGCAAGAGAUGGAAGAUGAUGGCACCCUUAUGGACACUCUCGAGCACCUUGGUUACAAACACGAGAUUCAAUCAAGUGUGGUUACGAGGUGA
This is a messenger RNA of Trypanosoma brucei brucei TREU927, 813 nucleotides long. RefSeq lists its product as hypothetical. The coding region runs from base 1 to 813 and encodes 270 amino acids. Lineage: Eukaryota; Euglenozoa; Kinetoplastea; Trypanosomatida; Trypanosomatidae. The record is from RefSeq and is a predicted model, not a curated record. The transcript has a single exon.